UUGCUAUCCAAAUGGUUUAAUUCUUACAGGUGCAAAAUUUCACAUAUGGCAAAAUAAUAUUUAUUGUGGCCUUAUGAAAUAAUUUCCAGGGAUACUAAAAAUGCUCCCCAAACACUGAAAAGCAUGAAUAAAUUAAGUAACUUGUAACGAAUAUCUCCUUUAAAACCACACUGCUUUCAAUUAUGAUUUUUUUCUAAAUUAUAUUUUUUAUAAUUUGUGUUAGGCUUGCAACCUGAAGUCUUCACCUUCAUUGUGUCUUCCAAAAUACCUAGUGAGAACACAUUUAAUAAUCUAUUUUUAGAUUUCUCACAAAAGAGAGUUCUAGUGGAGUGUGGUAGCGUACAACCUGUAAUCCUGGUAGAGGCUGAGGCAGGAGAAUGAAGAAUUCAAGGCUAGCCUGGGCUACUAAGUGAUGAGGGGUUGAAGGAGGGAGGUAGAGAUCUUUUUUUUUUUUUUUCCGGAGCUGGGGACCGAACCCAGGGCCUUGAGCUUGCUAGGCAAGCGCUCUACCACUGAGCUAAAUCCCCAACCCGGAGGUAGAGAUCUUGACCGUUGGUUCACAGGUUUAAGUCCCAGCUUUACCAUUAACAGGUCAGCUUACUGGCUUUUCUGAAGCUGAAAUUUUAAAAAAGAGUUCUUUUAUUUUCUAAUUAUUUGCUUGUAUGAGUAUGUGCAUGUCUGAGUAUUGCAUGUAUGAGUAUGUGCAUAUAUGAGUGUGUGCAUGUAUGAGUAUGUGCAUGUAUCAGUAUGUGUGCAUGUAUGAGUAUGUGCAUGUAUGAGUAUGUGCAUGUAUGAAUGUGUGCAUGUAUGAGUAUGUGCAUGUAUGAGUAUGUGCAUGUAUGAAUGUGUGCAUGUAUGAGUAUGUGCAUAUAUGAGUGUGUGCAUGUAUGUGCAGAUACCCAAAGAGGAGAGGAGACAGGGUUGGUCAUACCUGGAACCCCUUGAGCUGGGAGUUGGAGGUGAUGGUGAACUCUCUAGUGUGGGUGCUAGGAGCCAAACUCUGGUCUUCUGAGAGAGCAGCAGUGCUCUUAACCUCUAAGUCAUUUCUGCAGCCCUUGAACCUAUACUUUGUAAAGUGAGGAUUACAAUAGUUUACUCCUUAUAAACUUAUGGGCCAAGCUUUCUGCUUGGUUAGGUGGGUGUUAGCAAUGCCUAUUCGGAGUCCCUUGAUACCAGAGCCUGCAAAACAAGCCCUCUGCCAAGUGCGCUAGAGCCCAACAAACCUGUAAAGGAAUGUGCGGGGCGGGAUGUUUUGAGUAGAAAUCUGCAGGUUCAGGGUGGAAAAGGCUUGGACCCUUCUCAUCUCCCAAUAAGAUGACAGCAACCACGAUGCCUGAGGUACUGUGCCCAUCCAUCUCCCAGGAGGCGGAAAAGCCACAAAGGCACCUGAGGCACUGUGCCCAAGAGCUAGUGUGCUGUGACUAAAGGAGCCAAGUAAGGGGAGAGCCAAGCCUAGGCUCUGUGGCUCUCCUUAGCCAUGCAGACUACUCGUCUUGUCCCCCAGCCAAAAGUCCCAGAUGUCACUUGGAGAGGAGAAAGUGCUACCCACAGGUGCAAGCAGGUGGCAGGAGUCAGUCAGCUUGCCUAUGUGUCCCCAUGAUGCUGGCUUUGCCAGCAGAGCUAAGGCAGGCCCCUGCCCACUUGAAGCUGCAUGCAGGGGCACUUCUGGCCAGCAUAUGGCUUUCAAGCUGCCAUCUAAAGGGAACUGGAGGCUUCUUUGGGGGCAGUUUUCAGGGCUGAAUAUCUGCUGGCUUUGAACCUGCUGCAGCUCUGCUCCUACGCUGGGGCUGGGAUGAACAAAUGCAGGUGGUAACCACAGAGCAGUUCCAGAGAGUGAAAGACCUCAGCCUCAGUAUCUAUAGCCAGACAGAGGUUGACCUUCAGGCCACAGGCAGAAAGAGUUUCUGCUGGGGUUGGGGAAAGAGCUCAGGAUCUCCAGUCCUGUGCUGAUUUUGCCAUUUCUUGCUGGGGACCUCUGGUUCUACACAUUUAUCCUAAGGGUAGCAUGUUCGAAAUCAAAUUCUUCUCCCAUAAGCCAGCCCUUUGGUCUCUAGUGUCAGGACUCCCAUCCUGUCCUCUUUUUGUUGUUGUUGUUGUUGUUGUUUUUCUUUUUUCUUUUUUUCGGAGCUGGGGACCGAAUCCAGGGCCUUGCGCUUGCUAGGCAAGCGCUCUACCACUGAACUAAAUCCCCAACCCCACAUGUCCUCUUUUUAUGUGGCUCUUUUUCCUUUGGAAGACCCUACGGCCCCACUUCUAGAACAGCAUUUCUCUUACUCUAGCCUCAGUCUUUUUGGUCAGCUUCUUGCCAUCCCUUUCUCCUCAUCAAUUCUGCAAGGCCAGCUCCCUUAAUGUCCUUGCUUCCACACACUCACCAGAAGACUCGAGUGCUUCUGUCAACCUGGGAUACAGCCAGGUAAGGUCCAGCUAUGAUGGAACCAUAGCACUUUCACCACCAAACACUCCUCUGACUCCCAAUGCCUACUGUAGCAUCUUAAGCCAUGAGCUCAGCCUGGUCAUCAGAAACCGUCUCUAGCAGGACUGCAGGCAACAUCUGUCAUUGACAGUUGCCCGCCUUUCUGGUUCAUGAUAUUCUGUGGCAUGUGCCAUGCUUUGCGGCCAUGAGAUUCCUUCCUCCCCUGGCUCAUACUUUGCAAACCUUGUGAGAUUCUUCGUUGCCCCUUGCUUGAAGGUCAUGGUGCAGAUCGAGUCUUACUUUCCCCAGCAGAUGCCUGGUCCUCUCACGAUGGUCUGCUGCUUCAGACCUGGGAGGCAGCCUGCUUAAUCGAGUCCUCCACUCCAUAUACUCAGAAGGCUGAGAUGUCCCUUCUGAGGAUAUAGUAAGGGUGGUAGGUGUUAUGUGACUUUUCUUGGGGAGAGCCAAACAAACAUCAGUUUGCCAGACUAGAUAAAUUAUUCCACUGUGACCUGAUUUUCAAAUCAGUGUCUUCACUGGGUAACUUACAAUAGUGUAGGUAAGGGAUCACUUUCAGGAGUGGCAGUGACUCCAUGGCUCUUUGCACAACUUGCAGGCAGUUUAGCUGGUUAUCAUUGUUAUUGCUUAUAUAAUCUGGAGAGAGAGAGAAAGAGAGAGAGAGAGAGAGAGGCGGGGGAAGGAGGGAGAGGGAGAGGGAAAGUGAAAACGAGAGGGAGAAUGCGCACCUGCAUGCCUUCCGUCCUUGUGAAUCUUUCAGGAUAUUGUGGGAUUUAUUUGCUAUGGGUUAAGGGGCCUCCCCUCACUGUCCAGGAAGGAGUGUUUCAUUUGGGAAGAAAUAGCUACAUAACAGAUAGAGAUAAUACUGUUGAAUUCCUGGGCCCGGAAAUGGGAACCUGAAUUGACUGAAGAGCUCAGAGAGUGCUUGGGAGACUUGAAAAUGUAAAAGGUGGUGUCCUGUUUCCCUUUCCUCUUUCCCUUUUCACAGAGAGGAGAACCCAUCGGGUCUAAAGCACCAAAGUCCAGCAAGAUUUGUGAGCAGGGGCGGGCUGGCCUUUCAGAGCCCACAGACUUUACAAUUUUGCACAGUGGCAAGAAGAUAACAUGGAGCUGAGGAGAGGAAAGACCUUUAUCAAAUCUAGUGUGCAGAUUUCCCACGAGAAACUCAUAGACUCCCCAGCCAAGGAGGACCCAGACACUUGGUCACUCUCACUGGGAGAGCAGCAGAGAGCCCAUGGCGAGAGGAGCUCCCAAACAAGUCCCUGUGCCCAAGGGUAUGGCCGAUGCCCCAACAAAGAGGUACUGUCUGACCCAGAAGGGGGUCCCGUGCCCCUCUGUGGAAACACUUUCAAGUUGGUGCGCAAGAGUAAGACACAUGACAAUGUUCCAGGGGCUGUGAAGGCAGCAGCCCCCACAGGGCAAAUGGUAGGUAGCACAAGCUUCACAGAGACCCCAGGAGGUCAGCGUAUGAUUGACUACCGCCACUUUGUGCCCCAGAUGCCCUUCGUGCCAGCUGUGGCUAAGAGCAUCCCAAGAAAAAGGAUUUCCCUGAAAAGGUCCAAGAAGUGCUUUCGAAACCUAUUUCACAUGCGCAGAAGCAAGACUGAGAACUUGGCCUCGCUCUCAGCCAAGGGGAAGAACCUCUCCCCUCCCGGGGUCCCAGCGCAGCAAGGCAAGCCCUUCUUCUCCAUGGGUGAGGGGCUGGGGCUGGACAGCCUAUGCCAGGACCUGUCUGACAGUGAGUUUCUACAUGACUCGCCCUUUGACCUCUGCAGCGCCCUGUGUGAGGAUGUGGCCUCACUGAAAAGCUUCGAUUCACUUACAGGUUGUGGGGAGAUCUUUGCAGAUGGGAGCUCGGUGCCAUCUGUGGAGUUGAAGGACGGCCCAGAGAGCCCAGCCCAUUCACCGCAGGCUCUGGACAGCAAGACUCCCUGUGGCCCCUCCCAGGGUAGUAUGGAACAGCUGAUGUCACCUGCCCAGAAUGAAGCAUCAGACUUCACCAAGUUCUGGGACAGUGUGAAUCGCUCUGUGCAGCAGCAGCAGCGUGCCCUGCUGGGCCCGUGGUUGAUGAGUCCCCAGGGAACAGAAACAGACCAACCCAGGCUGGACUCAUCUGGGUUAGCUGAACUGCCCCUGUUCCCUUGCAGGGGUCCCCCCAGUGGCUCCAAAGCCAGCUCCAUAGACACAGGUACCCCCAAAAGUGAACAGCCUGAAUCUGUGUCCACAAGCGAUGAAGGUUACUAUGAUUCCUUCUCACCAGGCCUCGAGGAGGAGAAGAAGGAAGCUGCGAGCCCAGCCACGCCUGCAGCCGCUUUCCCCAGGGACAGCUACAGUGGGGACGCCCUCUAUGAACUCUUCUAUGACCCCAGCGAGGCUCCUGUUGGCCCAAUCCUGGAUGAUGACUGUGUGUCUGAGAGUCUCUCAGGACCUGCCUUGGGGACUCCGUUGUCUAUGUGCAGCUUUCGCGUGGGGGCAGAGGAGAACCUGGCCCCAGCGCCAGGCCCUGACUUGCUCAGUCAGGGCUUCCUACAGAGUACCUGGAAGGGCAAGGAAUGUUUGCUGAAGCUCUGUGACACAGAACUUGCUAUCACCAUGGGCAUUGUCAACUGGCUGCGCAGAACCCCACAGGCCACUGCCCCUACCCCUGCAUCUACCCCUGCCUCUACCCCUGCCAUUGUCCUUCGGGAGCCCGCUGCCCCACCUGACCCCCAUAGAGUCCUCAGAGGAACAUCAGCAGAUAUGAAAGGCAGGGAAGACCAGGCCUUAGACAUGGGUAAGGAUGUGCAAUGCUUUUCACCCAGUAGGCAGGUGCCCUGGGCGCAUUCAGGAACCAAAGACUUGCUUAUUAGAGAGCGGGAAGUCCAAGGGGAGCCCGCAAGGGGUAUAAAUACCCCAUCUAAAGAUGGAUCUCUAGAGGAAGGAACACAAAAUGUCUCCGAAGGCCGGUCCUCCUCGGAAGUAACCACUACAACAAGCAUUUCCAGGAAUAGCAAAGCUGUAAACACUGCCACCCGUCUCAGUUCUCAGAAGGAACUCGGGACACCUGGGAACCUGAGGUGUUCUCAAGGUUCCUUAAGACCAGGGCCUGGAGGAAGUGCUCUUGAUCCAGGGCCCAUGCUUGUGGGCUGUGUGGCAGCCCUGCAAAUCUAUCCAGACAGCCAUUCUCCUAGACAGGAUAAGGGCAAUGGGCUCCUCUGGAAGCCUCAGGCUUGGGGUCCUAACGCUGUGCUAAAGAAACCUACAAGCAGCAAACGCAAUGAAGCAGCUGCCUGUGGCCUCUCCUCCUCAGCCAGCCCACAAGACCAGAGAUGUCAUGACCUCUUCCUAGACCUGAACCAACUCACCUUGGAACCCUCCAGGCUAGGUACCCAAGCCUGUGCCUCUGUGGACAGCCUGCCUCAGCAGCUCUGCCCCAGGGCUCCAGAGCAAGUGCCACAUAGGGGUUCAGUGGGGUCCUGAGCCACUCUGGGCCCCCAAUGUCCAGCCUCUGUGGCUAUUUCCCAGAAAUCCUGAGGCUUUCUUUGGACAGUGAGCAGUGGUAAGUCACUCCUUCCCCAGGAGUGGGCCAGGAAAUGUGGCCACGGCCUUCUGAAUGGACUUCUUGUGGAUAACCAGAAGAGCGGGCUAACAAGGUGACCAUGGCGCAGGUUCACCUACAGAAUGGACGCACACUAUUCAGGAACUGCAUAUGCAUGACCUCAUUCAGGAGAACCCUGGAAGGACCAGAAUCUUUGUCUUUAUUAUUUUUUUUCUGGCGUGAGGCUUGUGUUUGGGGUAGAGAUGGUCGAGAUCAGGUAUGUGGGGAGGGGGGAUGGGGAUGAGAUGAGGGGAUCAUUGCCUGAGCCCGGGGCUAGAGACUGCUGGGAGCUGUCUAUGCUUAGCUGCCCCUCAUGUCACAAGGACAGUUGAUGGCCAGCAAGCAGUUCGUGGUGUAAAUGAAGACAGGGGUAGCCGUUUCAUCUGUUUGAGGAUAAGAGCCACGGCUCAGGAGGCGGAAAACCUCAUGGGGUUGAGUUGACAAGGACCCACUGGCUUCAUCCAAGCCUACUCGUUACCAGGAUGGGAGACUGCCACACACUACAGCAUCCCAGUGCUUCUGUUCAGGAACAACAAGGACCAGCAAGAACCUGGAGCUGCCAGCAUGGUGUAAGAGCACAGCUUUGCCAGGGCUGACCAGACCCUGCCUGGUCAGUAGGUUCUGUCAUAGGUAAUUCUGUGCAUUCCCUUCAGUUUGAUCUCUGAAGCCUUGGGUGGGUAAAAGCCCACUGUUUUCCCCACGUCUGCCAUUCUGCCUUGGAGUUGCAAAGGCCUUGUCUUCUGCCCUUUCCACUCCCAGCAUGGCCACCUCUUCUCCAGGGAGCUCUCUGAAAGAUGCCGGGCUCACCACCCCUAACACAAAAGCAACACAUGCACCAAACCCAGACAUUCAGAAUCAGGAAAGGACCUGCUGGAUGCUGUCCCCAUGAAGUGUAGAAAUCUCUUCUGACCCAGCAAGAGGCCCAGGGAGAGAGGGCCCAUCCUCACUGCCAGGGAUUUGAUUCUACCUCAGCAAAAAUAACACAGUGGUAGACAGAGGAUGAGGACUUGACAGGUAGCUGUAAAAUUUGUCACCAGGAUCUUGCUUGCAGGCACACUGCUGGAGAGGCCACACUUCAUACAGAGCUUCCGAGGAGAGGUGCAGGAAUUCCAGACAAGCACUGAAGUCCCAUUAGUAACAUGUGUUCAAGGGCCGAGUGCUUCACUUCAGGCUAGAAAGUGUCUUGUGAUCUCUGGCAUCAACAGUUCUCUAAGGCUGCUUGCUGUGUGUGAGACGAGGGCCGUAGGUUAAAAGCAGACACCAAGGUUGUGGCCGUGUGCAUCUGGAAUCAAGGAAGCACACGGCCAUUCACCUGGGCAUCCAUGUGUCCUUCUCCUAGAACCCAGACCCCAUCGUGACUUCAUAAUGACAUCACUGAGCCUGGCUCUGAAUAAGUGACAAGUAGAAGACCAUUCUGCAUGACCCCUGCAGCAGUCUGAGGUAAAUUACGCUCAUUUCAGACCUGGGGAGCAGGCACAGCUUGUGGGACCUUUCUGUGGACAUACACAUGUAGGGUAGGCAGGUAGGGCGUUCGGAUCCCGUCCAUACCUUAGUACAAAAGCUCUACUAUGCAGUCGGUUCUGGAACAUUCCACUGGUCUUCCGCAGCCGAUACUCCCAGAGCCUUCAGCCCUUUCUUCUUCCAGGUCACAGAUGCCUGAACACCCCAGGGUGCCAACCACAUGUCUCUAUGAGCAGGCUGAGAGCUCAGUAAGGAGGCCACCCAACCCCAGUCACAGCCUUUGGGCUUUGUACUGUACUUGACAGAGAAAGUGCUCAGUAAAUACUUUUUUUUGAAAGAA
Molecule: messenger RNA, 7809 nt
Organism: Rattus norvegicus (Norway rat)
Lineage: Eukaryota; Metazoa; Chordata; Mammalia; Rodentia; Muridae
Source: RefSeq, a predicted model, not a curated record